Phlebotomus papatasi is the source of this 2412-nucleotide messenger RNA. RefSeq lists its product as uncharacterized. NCBI's taxonomy places the organism in Eukaryota, Metazoa, Arthropoda, Insecta, Diptera, Psychodidae. The record is from RefSeq and is a predicted model, not a curated record. The coding region runs from base 259 to 2040 and encodes 593 amino acids. The transcript has 4 exons.
GUCAUUUUUUUGUUUCUUGAGGUGUAUUCUUCAACAGUUGAUAAAGUGGUUUGUUUUAUGUGAUUCUUUGAAGUGUUUUCAAUGAAUAUGGAGACAAAAGGUAAAGGUAAUGUUUAUCCUUUUAUAGCCUUCUCUUAACAAAUUUCCUUUCACUGUGAAAAAAUAGACUUUGAAUUGAAGAUUGAGGAUAUUUUUGAGGCUGUCGCGAGCAUCCCAUUCAAGAACAAGAAGUAUGAAAUUGAAAAAUUUGUGAGCACCAUGUUAAAUGGAGAAUUAAAGGAUGAUAAUAAGAAGCUAGUGGGACGUUUGUGGAAGCAAUUUGAGAGGAGGUGGGCUGCCGCUCACAGGCACCCGGAAAUUUUUAAGAGGGACAACGCCGUUUGGUUGCAAUCAACUAUAAAGUUCUGUUCUUCAGAGGAGAUUGACAGUAAUGUCGUUGACAAAGGAGGCCGGCCAUCAGUGCCAUUUGAAGAAUCCUCCCUCCGAAGCAAAAGGAGGAAAACACAAGAGUUGAGAAUAAACUACAGUUCAGAAGAAUUGCAGUUCUCAGCAAAUAUGCGUGCACGAGUAGAGGGGAAAUUGACAAAACAGUCGGGGUUUGAGGCCAGGCCACUCUCUAAAAGUGAGGCCUUGGCCAGAUAUGUAGAAGCGAAGAUGACGAGGCACUCUUACAACAUCUUUUACGAACCUGCCAAGUCGAUCUAUCCACCAUACAAAAAAAUUCAAGAAGCUAAAAAGCUGUGCUAUCUUCCACAAAGCAGCAGUAGUGUUUCGGAGACCGAGUGUCUCUUGGACUUACAAAUGCUAUUGGAUCACACUGCCAGAAGAAUUGUGGAAGUUAGUGAUAUAAGUGGACUAGGCCAACACGACCUCCAAUUAUUUUGGAAGUGGGGAUGCGAUGGAGCAACAGGAAUGAGUGAAUACAAGCAGAAGUUUUUAGAUCCAACUUCAAGCGACUCCGCAAUAUUCAUGACCUCUGCUGUACCGUUAAAGAUGUCAGCGUGCAGUGAUGGCCCAGAGAUCUGGCAGAACCCCCUACCUGCGUCCCCAAAGUGGUGUCGACCUAUACGCAUCCAGUAUGUCAAAGAAAAUUCAACGGUGGUCCAACAAGAGUAUGAGCGAAUGAUGGUGGCAAUAGAAAACUUACAGCCAACUUCACUUGAUGCUCAAAAUUUUCACAUCACUAUUAAGCAUCGGAUGAUGUUUACAAUGGCUGAUGUGAAAGUUUUGAACAUAAUAACAUCUACUCCGUCCAAUAAACACUGCUAUGUGUGUGGGGCCAGUACGGCUCAAUUCCACAAGUUCAGGGACAUCCAAAACCUCACCCCGAUUGAUUCACAUUUGAACUUUGGCCUUAGUCCACUUCACUGCUGGAUACGAACAUUCGAAGCCAUUUUACAUGUCGCCUACAGGCUCUCCUUUAAAAAAUACUUCAAAAGACAUCAUGAGGAUGAGUUUAAAGCAACAAAACUUCGCAUCCAGCAGGAAUUUUUUGAACAGUUGGGGCUGCAUGUGGAUAAGCCAAGACCAGGAUCGGCCAAUUCUAAUGAUGGAAAUACCGCUAGGCGGUUCUUUGCUAAUCCACAGGUUUCUUCUGAGAUCACUGGCAUCAAAGAAGAGCUCAUUACACGAUUGCGGAAUUUGCUCUUGGCAAUAUCCAGUGGGAAACUUCUGGACCCAGGAAAAUUCGAAAGAUAUGCCAUGAAAACCGCAGAAAUAUAUGUGAAAGAGUAUGGAUGGUAUAAAAUGCCUCCUACUCUUCACAAAGUCCUGUUUCAUGGACACCAGGUCAUUGCGAAGAGCCAAUUUCCUAUCGGGCAUUUGUCUGAAGAACCGCAGGAAGCUCUCAACAAAGAAGUGUACCGGAUUAGAAGAAAUAAUACUCGCAAAUAUUCGAGGACGGCCGCAAACCAGGAUCUGAUUAAUGGUUUAAUUGUUGGGUCAGAUCCUGUAAUCUCCCACUAUCGCUAUCACCAAAUGGAGAAGAAAAAGACAGAAAAUGUACUCCCAGAAGACGUGCAAGAUUUAAUAAGAACCUAAAUCAAAAAAUAUAUUGAAAAGGAAAAUCAAAAAUUAAUUUCUUUGUUUUUAGUAUUUAUUCACUCUUUCACACACAUGUGACGUAGAAAACUACCACACAUGGAUAAAUGGUUUAAUUGUACUAUGGAUAUUCUAAAAGCAGACUCUUGAGGAGAAGAAACAGAACAAAAGAGGUGGCAAUACGUUACAGCUUUGAAUUUGAAUUUGAAUUUGAAGUUAUUUAUGCCCAAAAAAUACAAAGAACUUACAUAGCGUAAUUUUCAAACCCCAUGACAUAAAACCUUAUAACGUGGGACUUUCACACAUAUUUUACAUAUUUUACUCCGGAUUCCUUAUUCACACAUAAAUUGUUUAUAAACACCUUUUUAACGU